AGUAAUGUCAGUUUGGCAUUGGCAUGGCAAAACAAAAAAAAAUUAAGCGGGAAAGCACUAUUUACCAAUUAAUUAAUGUACAAUAGUUUAAACAGUACAUUACCCACAUAUUCUUAAAGACAAGCUAUGGAAUCCUUACAAGCACUUCAGGAUUUCAUAAAAACUAAGGACAACUUUCAAAAUUUUGUGAAUUCUUCAGAGGUUCCUUCUGUUUGUAAAACCGAACCAUGUAUGCUUGGGGUGGAUGAGGCGGGACGUGGGCCAGUGCUAGGACCCAUGGUGUAUGGCGUAGCUUACUGUCCCUUGAGCCAAACGAGCGUUCUGAAGGAUCUAGGGUGCGCUGACUCGAAGGCGCUAACGGAAGAGAAACGAGAUGAUAUAUUUACGAAAAUGCUCACUGAAGAGGCCUCUUUAAAUAAUGUGGGCUGGGCUGCAGAGAUUAUAUCUCCUAAUUACAUAUCUAAUUCUAUGUACAGGCGAGCGAAGCACUCACUAAAUGAGGUGUCAAUGAACUCGGCAAUAGACCUAAUCAAGAAAGUGGCAGAAUCUGGAGCUAACAUUACAGAGGUGUAUGUGGAUACAGUGGGACCUCCGGAGAAGUAUCAAGCCAAACUGAGUGAAAUCUUUCCAAACUAUAAAAUAACUGUAGCAAAAAAAGCUGACUCCAUAUAUCCCAUAGUAUCAGCGGCUAGUAUUGUAGCCAAGGUGACGAGGGACCAUGCACUGAAGGUCUGGCAAUUUAAGGAGGGGCUAAAGAUGACACAUGCUGAAUUUGGCAGUGGAUAUCCUGGAGACCCCCUAACAAAGAAGUUCAUCAGAGAGCAGAUUGACUAUGUGUUUGGAUACCCAAUGCUUGUGCGCUUCAGCUGGUCUACAGCUGAGCUGAUGCUGCAAGACAAAGCCGCUACCUGUACAUUCGAAGAAAUUGAUGACGAACUUCCUAAGAAAAAAGUGAAAUCAAUCAGUUCUUUUUUCUCUGUGAAAUCUGAAGAUGGAGAGAAGAAAAGGAAGAGGCAUAAAUUCUUUGAGGAAAGGUACUUGUCUAUGGAUAAUGCGUUUGAAUAAAUCUAGUCUAGUAAAAUAAAGUGGUACUGUAAUAUAAUGAAUCAUUUGUACACUAGUAAGUCAAUUAGUAUUUGGAAAUCAAAUUAUCACAUUUCUUAUUGGAAUAUACCGUCUGUUAGUAUAAUCUUAUGUAAUCUUUUGCAUUGUAAGGCAAUUCAUUAUCAAAAACAUUAUUUUAUUUUAUUGAUAGGGCGUCCAUUAAUUACGUGAGGUAUUCAGGGGGAGGCCGGGUAGAGGGGGUAAAAAAAUCCUCAAAAACAUUCACGCCAUUAAUGGACGCCCCCUUAUACUUGAUUAAAAUCAACUUUGAAUACCUAUAGUGUAAUACAUGAACGCAAUAAAGAACUGAUAAAAUAUA
Molecule: messenger RNA, 1423 nt
Organism: Cydia pomonella (codling moth)
Lineage: Eukaryota; Metazoa; Arthropoda; Insecta; Lepidoptera; Tortricidae
Product: ribonuclease H2 subunit A
Exons: 6
Coding region: 127-1065 (312 amino acids)
Biological process (GO): DNA replication, removal of RNA primer; mismatch repair
Cellular component (GO): ribonuclease H2 complex
Molecular function (GO): RNA binding; RNA-DNA hybrid ribonuclease activity
Source: RefSeq, a predicted model, not a curated record